UCACCAAGUAUCCAAAACAGUCGCUAGCUUGCUAGCGUCGGCUGUGUGCCCUUCGUGACAUGAAUCGCAAAAGGAGCCACGGAUUUACCGAAUCAAGUUCUUCCUCGACACCACAAAACACGUUCAUCGACAUGGCCGGAUCUACUCCUCGAAGCGAGGAGGAUUUCUCCGAUUACGAGGCCGAUGAAGAGUUGCUGUGCUCGGUGAGCGACAUCACGGAGCAUCUUGGUAGGAACAUCACAGUUGUUCUUGAGACUGCGUUGUCGGAAAUUCGAAAAAUGGUUAGUGUCAGAAUUCGUGUUCUCAAAAUGGAACUUCGAGAGAAAACAGACGAGAUAGAGCUGUUGAAAGCCAGACUAGAGUGCGUGGAGAGGGACGGCAGGGAUGCCUUUCCUGGUUCUAUAACAACAGACCCCGCCACCGCGUCUACCAGAAAAUCAGACAAUUCUGCCUGCAAACGUAUCAACGACCCGAAGAAAGGCAAGCCUGUUGUCACGGGCGUCAAAAAGGAGAAUAUUAACGCGAUAUGCGAUGGCUUGCUGAAGGAUAAAAACUCCCGAAACGGCCCUGAUGACAUCGACCAGAACAAUGCGCCCACGUCGGGCUGCGAUAGGGAGGUUCGUCACGACUCCCAGCAGGAUUCUCUUCACCCAUGGACGGAUAGCGGGAUCAGCGGCGGGGGCCCCGGAGAAGGGGAGGCAGACCCGGCCUCUGAGGACCUCUUCAAUAUGCUGCCAUCGGGCAGUAAACGCAUGUACGAAUAUGAAUGGAUGACAGGGGAGGACUAUCCCGCAGAGAUGAAAGGUUUCGGUGAUGGGAAGUACGAUGGUGACCCCGCCUCCGAAGACAUGAAGGAGGAGCGGGAGGAGGGGGCCAACGACGCCUCGCACGCCCACACACCCGAGUUCUCACUGGACGGCAAGGGCUCGCCCACCGAGGACGAUGAUGCUGCCGAGAGCCCCCUGGAGGACGAUGGAGACCCCUUGGACCCAAAUCAGCAGUUCACAUCCGAGUCCUACAUAUGUUCCUUCUGUGGAACCCUCUGCCCGGACUCGCUGUUCCUGGAGGAGCACCUAAAGGUGAUGCACCACAACGAAACAGCCCACUCGUUGCACCUCAACUCCAGCGGCGGGCCUUCCCACCGGUCAGAGGGAGGUGGCGGCGGCGGUGGCGGUGGUGGCAGUGGCAGUAGCAACAGCAGCGGCAGCGGCAACAUGGACGUCGGCGGCGCGCGGCAGGGGUCAUCGUCAGGUCACGGCGCCACCGGGGGUGUACAUGGCCUUGGAGGAGUCGGCCUUGGCAUCAGUCUCCGGUCUCACGGUGGUGGUGGCGCUGCCGUCGGACCCCGUGAGCGGAAAGUGGACGGAGGCUUUGAGUGUGGCGACUGCGGCCGCCAUUUUAACUACCUGGGAAACCUGCGACAGCACUUGCGCAUUCACACAGGGGAAAAGCCCUUCGUGUGCCCGGAGUGCGGGGAGCGCUUUAGGCACGCGGCCCGCCUCAAGAGCCACCGGCUGGGCCACAGCGGCGCCCAGAGCCCCUUCCCCUGCCCGCAGUGUGGAAAGGGAUUCCCCGUCCUGUCGGGACUCAAGCGGCACCUACGGGUCCACACGGGCGAGAGUCCGUACGCGUGUCCGCAGUGCGGCCGGCGCUUCAAGGAGCUGGGCAACCUGUACACGCACCAGCGUAUCCACAGCGGCGCCACCCCCUACUGCUGCCAGCAGUGCGGACGCAGCUUCCGCCACCUGGGCACCUACAAGAGCCACCGCUGCAUGCCCGGGCACGGCCAUAUGGGCGCCCUGCCACCAGGGGGAGCUCACGAUGCGCUGUCACCACCGCCUCUUCCGCCUAAUGUUGGCGGUGGUGGUGGUGUUGGGGCUGCGUCUGACCUGUUGUGGCCCAGUGGAGGUGGGGGAGGGGGAGGGCACGGACUCCGGGACGGCAGCAGCAGCCCACCCGGACUGGAUCACCAGGAGGGCAAGGGUGGCAAAGGGGGCCAGGCAGGUGGUGACUUCUGAUGGGGUGGUGAGGUGGUGGACACAGGCUAAGCAGUACUGGAUUGGACCGG
Engraulis encrasicolus (European anchovy) is the source of this 2068-nucleotide messenger RNA. RefSeq names its product zinc finger protein 16 like (gene znf16l). The transcript is spliced from 5 exons. NCBI's taxonomy places the organism in Eukaryota, Metazoa, Chordata, Actinopteri, Clupeiformes, Engraulidae. Bases 60 to 2018 code for a protein of 652 amino acids. The record is from RefSeq and is a predicted model, not a curated record. Gene Ontology annotation, cellular component: nucleus. Gene Ontology annotation, biological process: regulation of gene expression.